AUGCUCUGCCUAACCGCUGUUCUCACCCUUGCUCUCCUCCCCUUCUCUCUUGCCCAAGUCUCUGAUGACUUCGAAGCUGGAUGGGACCAAGCAGCAUGGCCUACCUACGCGGCCGACUGUAACCAAGGCGGCAAAGUCACCCUUGACAGCUCUACCGCCCACAGCGGCAAGAACUCCAUAAGGGUCGAUGGUGCAGGUGGCUACUGUGGACACAUGUUCUUUGGCACGACGAAGGUCCCUAGCGGCGAUGUUUACGUCAGGGCUUAUGUCAAAGCCUCCAAGGCCCUCACCGAUUCCCACGUCUCUUUUAUCACGAUGCCUGACUCUGCCCAAGGCAGUAACAAGCAUCUCCGAAUUGGUGGCCAGAGCAAAAUUCUAAUGUACAACCGCGAGUCCGACGAUGCCACCCUCCCCGACCUCUCCCCCCAAGGUAUUGCCACCUCCACCGCCCUUCCCACUGGCAGCUGGCAAUGUUUCGAAUACCACUUAGGCACCGACGGCACUGUUGAGACUUGGUUAAAUGGCAACGUUAUUGCUGGUCUUACUAGCAAAGCGGGUGUUCCCAAUAGCAACGCCGCCCAGUGGCAGAGGAGCAGCAUCAAGCCUAAAGUCACCGGUGUCUACUUCGGUUGGGAGUCGUACGGUGGCGAUGCUAAUACCUUCUGGUACGACGACAUCUCCAUUAGCUCGACCCGUGUCGGAUGCACUUAA
Messenger RNA from Venustampulla echinocandica, 711 nucleotides. RefSeq lists its product as uncharacterized. The transcript has 2 exons. NCBI's taxonomy places the organism in Eukaryota, Fungi, Ascomycota, Leotiomycetes, Helotiales, Pleuroascaceae. The record is from RefSeq and is a predicted model, not a curated record. Bases 1 to 711 code for a protein of 236 amino acids.